GCUAAAAACCCAACCCUCUCCUUUUAAUUUGAGGUUAACUUAAUUUAACUUAUAGCGUUAUAUCUUUACAAAUCACUUGUUUUGUUACGACCUUUUAAAUAGGCAUACAGAAUAUUUUUAUUAACGUUGUUGUCAAUUAAUUAUUGCUAAGAUUGUUGAAAUGCUGAAAAAGUUAGAAACCAAGGCCCAAUAGAAAAUUAAAAUGUACUGAGUAUUAGUUUAUUUGCUUUGCAAAGGACUUUUGGCAAGAUUGUACAUUUCGUGGAGUCAUAGGCCUAGCGCAUUAAAGGAAUAAUUUGUAUCAAUCUCAGAAACUUACAACUGAAAAAUGGCUCAUCAUUUUAGAGAGCAGGAUAUUGAUGAGUUUAGAGAGUGUUUCUUCUUAUUUGCGCGCAGUGGGCAGAUCAAAACUCUUGAUGAACUGACGGUGAUAAUGCGGUCAUUGGGAAUGAGUCCCACAAGCUCAGAACUGAAAGGAUAUUUGAAGGAAAAGGGUGGAAAAAUGUCAUUUCCAGACUUUUUAAAAGUGAUGCACAAUCACAGUAGAUCAGAGAACCUACCUAAGGAGGUGGUAGAUGCCUUCAGAGCUGCAGACACUGGCAAGAAGGGGAUGAUUCCUGCCACUCAGUUACGCCACAUGUUGCUGCACUGGGGCGAGCAACUCAGCACCAAGGAGGUUGACCAGAUAUUUCGUGAAGCUAAUGUACUACCAAACGGCAUGGUCAAAUAUGAAGAUUUUGUCAAAAUUUGCUGUGCCCCUGUGCCUGAUUACUAUUGACAUCUUUUGUUUGUUUAUCAUGGUGGAAGACUGGGCUAGCUUUAGUUUAAUUAAAGUAAAGUAGAAUUUGCUGAUGAUAUAAGAUGGCAGAAUUUUGUUAAUUGUUUUUGAAUAUACAGAGUAUUUAUAUUUAUUUUUGUACUUAAGGGUGUUUGGUAAAAAAAACAAUAUAAACAUUUUUGUUGUUGUUAGAUACUAAAUUAAAAGUGCCUGGUUGUUAAAUGAUUUUUACAAUAAAUAUUAGGCUUACGGAACUAUAAAAUAUGGCAAUUUUUAAAAACCAAGGGCCAAAACACAGGCCCAAAAAGUGAACAUCAUUUAUUAAUUUUAUAUUUCUAUAAUAUUUAUUAUACAAUUUGUUUAAAAAGAUAAUUUCAUAAUUUCUCCCCGAAAUUUGAAAAUUGUAGUAAACUUGUCAAUUUGAAAUAAAAUUUAAAUACAUAGACACAAGUUCAUAAAAAACAUCUAAUUUUCUAAGAAUAAGAUCAUAAAAAACAUCUAAUUUUCUAAGAAUUACAUACAUAGAUUUACUUAUAUUGAAAUUGUUCCAAUGAGAUAUCUUGUUUCCUACGACCAGUAAAUGUUUAGCUUUAUUUUUAGAAAUCACUUCUAGCCAACCUGCACUACACGACACUCUCGGUGUGCUAAAAGCUAAAAGCGACAGUGGUGGCAUCUCUCGUACCCAAAGAGCCUUAAACUACAUCUGGGAUUCAGUAUUAUUAUUUAAUAUUAUUUAAAUAUAAAUAAUAUAUUACAUUUUGAUAUUUUGAAUAAAAUGUUUAAACAAUUACUUUAGUAUU
This is a messenger RNA of Macrosteles quadrilineatus (aster leafhopper), 1578 nucleotides long. Its product is annotated as calmodulin-like protein 4. The record is from RefSeq and is a predicted model, not a curated record. The transcript has 5 exons. Gene Ontology annotation, cellular component: myosin II complex. Bases 329 to 778 code for a protein of 149 amino acids. Gene Ontology annotation, molecular function: calcium ion binding. Lineage: Eukaryota; Metazoa; Arthropoda; Insecta; Hemiptera; Cicadellidae.